Messenger RNA from Lates calcarifer (barramundi perch), 4433 nucleotides. RefSeq names its product trophoblast glycoprotein a (gene tpbg1b). The transcript is spliced from 2 exons. NCBI's taxonomy places the organism in Eukaryota, Metazoa, Chordata, Actinopteri, Centropomidae. Gene Ontology annotation, molecular function: protein binding. The record is from RefSeq and is a predicted model, not a curated record. The coding region runs from base 913 to 2025 and encodes 370 amino acids. Gene Ontology annotation, cellular component: plasma membrane. Gene Ontology annotation, biological process: negative regulation of canonical Wnt signaling pathway.
AGUCACUGCUCAAGUAUGUUUUAUUGAAUGAGAGUAACAUAAUGCAGGACGACAAAACACAGUCUACAUUUUCAAAAGUAAAGUCAAGAUACAACAAACAAUGUUCAUGAUAAAUAGACACAGGAGGAGGAUACACCCUCAAUAAACCCUCCCUCCAUAUUACUCAGCACAUAGUAUAUGACAAGAAAGGUUGCAAUGGAAAAUAAAAAACAAAAGGUGACAAUAAUAGGCAGUCAUUUGCACAAGGAAUGUCUACUCAGGAUCAUUUCUUAGGUAACAGAUGAGUGGCAGCCAAAUCCCAUUAAAUAAUCAUUACAUUUAAUAACAACAUUUUUUGUCACUUUUUAUUGUAGAAAAUAUAAAAUUCUAGGAAAAUUUAACUUGUUUUAUUUUUGAAAAAUCCAAAUUUCCGAGUCUAACUUUAGGCUCAGGUGGAGGAGUGUGUAUGUGUAUGAAAUAUAUAUAACAUAAUGAGGAGAAUAAGAGCUGAAAGCCAAACCACUUUCUCCUCCUCACACAUCCCUCGUGCCACUAGUCUCUACUCGGAGCUGAGAGGAAGAUCUCGUGGAUCCGGACAGGAGAGAAGCCCCUCCCCGCAGAUCAUUGCACUAGUCGAUGGUCCUUUUAACUUCAUUGUUGGAGAAGUAGCGACGCCCCGCUUCGCCACGGCAAAAAAGGAUCAAGCACCCCCCUCUGAUCAGCACGACCCCUCGCUCUGUUCUCAUGGAAAUCAGACCCUGCCUCCCGGCCACACUUUGUGCAGAGAUGCAAAGUUGAAGCGCAUUCCCAGCCGGGACCACAGACGAUAAUGAUGUCUUGGAGGAGCUGAUCGUCUCGUUUAUCUUUCAUUUGUUUCCCCUCCUGUUUGUUUCGUUUUUGCUUUGGACCGCACGCCAGCCUGUACUUUCCGAAAUGCUGGAUCUGGCUCAGCGCAUUGUUUUUUUCUGCGCGCUCCUCCGCUGCUGCUGCGCUCACGCGUCGUGUCCUCCGCGCUGCGAGUGCUCAGAGGCGGCUCACACCGUCAAGUGCGUCUCCAAAGACCUGCGGAGUAUCCCGACCGGGAUUCCUGGAUACACCAGGAAUCUGUUUAUUACCGGGAAUCAGAUCAGUCGAAUAGGUCCGGAGUCUUUCAGAGGACUGGAUAAUGUGACCAACUUGUCUCUGAGUAAUAACAGAAUUUCCGAAGUGGAAUCCCACACAUUCUCCGGACUCCGCAGCCUCCGCUCUCUGGAUAUGAGCAACAACCAACUGGCAGUCAUUCACCCUGAGGCCUUCACCGUCCAGAACCAGUCCCUGCGCGAGCUCAACCUGAGCCGAGCCCUCUACAACCACUCGUCAGUGAUGGACCUGGCCACGUCUCUCCGCUGGAGCUCCCUGGGGACCCUGCAGGGACUGGACCUGUCCGACAACAGCCUCAUCUACUUGCCAUUGCGCAUCUUCUCCCACCUGACCGGCCUGCGGCGGCUCCAGCUCUCCAACAACUCCCUGGUGGCCAUCCACAACUCCACCUUCUCGGGCCUGGAGCGCCUGGAGGAGCUCGACCUUACGCUCAACGCCCUCAAGACGUUGACCGAGGAGGGCCUGCGAGAGCUGGACUCCCUGCCCAGAGCCGAUCUCCUGCUGGGGGAGAACCCUUUCACGUGCACAUGCGGGAUCGAACCUUUUGCCCUGUGGCUCAACAGAUCACAGGAACGCAUCAGGGACACUGACGGCCUGGUGUGCGCCUUCCCAGCCAGCAUGAGAAACACGUCCAUGCUCGCUGUGGGCACGUUGACUCUGGGAUGCCACCAGAGGGAUGCGGGGGCAGACCUCGCCUUGCAGACCUCUUACGUCUUCUUGGGUGUAGUCCUGGGCUUCAUAGGUCUCAUCUUCCUCUUUGUACUUUAUCUCAACCGCAAGGGCAUCAAGAAGCGGAUCUACGACAUGCGGGACGCCUGCAGGGAGGUGUGGGAAGGCUACCACUACCGCUUCGAGAUCGACUCUGAUCCCAGGUUAUCACAGGUCUCCACGAGCGCCGACGUGUGAGAGGACAACCACUCCAGGCGUACUUUCUUAUGACUCUUUUCUAGUGCAUUUAUCAGUAGAAAAAUGUAAAAAUUGUACAGAUUUGCUUGUAAAUAUAUAAAUACAAUAGUGUUAAUGAUCUUUCAGCCUUGUUGUCUAUAGCAUGUACCGUCUAUCUCUCCUCGCUGCAGAGCUAAUAAUCCACUUCAACUCAAAAUAUCUUGGAUUUCUUUGUGCUAACAGACACAGAUCUUACCAACAGAAUUCAUAUACUUUCUCUUUAUGUUCACACAAAAGCAACAGUAAGUGCCUAAAGUCAGCUUGGAAUUGUUUACUGGCGAUCUGAGCUGAACUCGCUUUCUUUAUGGCACACUUUCACUCAGUACUGUGUGAGAUCCUGUCCUCAUAUUUAGCUUGUUAAAAAAAAAAGAAAAAAAAAAGCAACAAAACGCUGCAAUAAAAUCCUGACACUACAAAACAACAAACCUCUGGGAAUUUAAAGCACAAUCACUCAUUCAUCUUUGAACCAUUUCAAGCCCUUUGGUCUCUUCGUCCUUCAGCCCCCAGGGUGCCAGAGAGGAAUUAAGCCUCCAAAAAAGCUUUACUAAAGCUCUCCUUAAAAUCACCACUCUGCUUUUCUUUGGCCAUUGGAUUGAGAAGGGCGGGGGGGAAUUCAGCACAGACCAGUGGAAAUCUCCAAGCCCCCUCAUUUUUUUUUUUUUUCAUGAAACAUUGCUUUGUUUCAACUCCUUGAGUUUUAUUGUCAAAAUGAUGAGAACCAGUCCCGGGCUGAGGCUGCUGAAAGCAAUCUCCCUCCCUCCUUAAAGACAACAGCCGCUCUGCAGGCUCUUUGAAGAAAAAAGUCUGAAAAGUCUGGCUCUCCACGUUUUUCUGUUUAGGGGGGAUUUUUUUUUUCAUCACUGAUAAGAUACAGAUGAUUCUGAAACACCAGCUACAUUGUUUCAUUCAGCAGUUCGCUCUGACUUGUUAGGUAGUCAUCGUUAUGAAAAGGAACAAGAACAUGUUCUCAGUCUUUUGGUUUUUCUCUACCAUGUAUGCCUUUACAAUUGCAGGCCUUUUUUUAGUGGACGUUGUUUUCUAAGAUCAGUUCCUUAAAAUAACACUGAAAUCCAGAGAUGUACGUCAAAAAAACGUGUUUCUUAGUCAAAUCGUAAGCCUUACAGUUUGCAUGCAUGUUUAAAAUAUAACUUUACAGUGAGUGAAUCCCAAACAGAGAAUGAUGGGCCUUUUUUCUCAAAUGUCAUGUGUGUUGUCCCUGUUCUCCUAAAUGGUUACAUGACAAAAGCAAUUCUCUGUGGCCUCUUGAUGCUAUAAAGUGAGACAAACAGAGACAGAAGGAGGGGAUGGCAAGCCGCCAUUCCUCAAAGUGUUUAUUGCCCAAAUUGUUAGCUAUCUAGGUAUUUGGAAUGGGGAGGGGUAGAAAGGAACCCUGGGGAUAACCAAAACAGCCUUCCAUUGUUCAAAGCCAAAGUAGCAUCUUCACCCUUUCAAGAUGUUCUCCAAACUCCUCUGAUAGCGAUCCAGAAAUGUUUGUAACAUGGAGCCAUUUUACUGCAUGUGGGAUGACAAAAUAAAACUUUAGAGAGUCACGAUGUCUGUACACUCAUUUAGCACAAAUGUAAUCUUGUGUGUCAUGAAAACAGCUGAAAUGAAUGUAGUCAUAAUGUUUGGACUAAACUCAAGGUAUCAUUUCUCCAGGCUGCAGAAGCACAUUAAGUCGGGGGGCAUUUACUCGCUGAGGAGAAAACAAUUGAGGCUCGUACACUGACGCAAAGGGGCGGCUCAGAUGGCGAGACGCCUUCAAAUAAGCUUUGUUUUCCAGCACAGGAAGAUGCCUUGUGAUACUCAUUCUCUUUCUGUUUUUCACAGACGGCCAUUAUGCCCGCCACAUAAUAGGAUUCACUCAUGAUGACAAAGUUGAGCGCUCUGAUCCAGCUAUUGUUCAAGUGUCAUCAUUCUUAAUAUUCGCCUGUGGGAGGAAAUCCCAGGAGAAGUUUUCAUUUGCAAUUACACAACGUGUCACAACCGGGGGCAUUAAGCCGGCCACGGGUUAUUGGUGUCAAUUGGCGGAGCAGAAAGAAGAAAGAUUACUCCCUGCAUGUCAUUACUUCUGUUUUUCGCUCAUUAAAGUGUGGAUUAGGAGCUGUGCCUUUUCUCUUUUUUUUUUGUCUUUUUAUGACCCUGUCUAUUUGAAAAAUAUAUGGUCUGUUUGCUAUAGGCUGUGCAAUACUGUCUCAGCAGGAAUGCAAUGAAAACAGAGGAAGCCUUGCAAAUACAUCCAGACGGUCUCCAUUACUAACUGGGCAAAGGAGAGGCUUGUUAAAAACAGAAGAAUUGCUCCAAUUACUCUGUUCUUUCAAACUGUAUGUUGCACAUAUCUGAUUAAAAGAUCACGUCUUUAUUUCAAA